Messenger RNA from Meyerozyma guilliermondii ATCC 6260, 753 nucleotides. RefSeq lists its product as uncharacterized. Gene Ontology annotation, biological process: proteasome assembly. The record is from RefSeq and is a predicted model, not a curated record. NCBI's taxonomy places the organism in Eukaryota, Fungi, Ascomycota, Pichiomycetes, Serinales, Debaryomycetaceae. The transcript has a single exon. The coding region runs from base 1 to 753 and encodes 250 amino acids. Gene Ontology annotation, cellular component: nucleus; cytosol.
AUGGCAAUCGUGAACUUCACUACCAUGGCCAACUUCGAUGGGUCCACAAUAAUAGUACCUUCCAUUUCUAUGGCCAAUGUGCCUCAAUUGGCCGUAGAUCUCCUCAUCCAUACACUCAAACUUGAAAAAGUGGGUUCCUUGGACGACAAAUACUUAUAUCCAUUCAGUGCUCCAUUCGAUAGAAUGCCAGAAGAAAAUCCAAAACUUGGAAUUUCAUCAGCUGUUGAGAUAUAUUAUCUGAAAGAAUUACAAGUAACGGCCAUACAGCAGAGAUCACCUAUAUUACCCGGGUUCACAGAGCACUACGUUAACGAGACAAUUGCACCAUUUUUAAGUCAGCACAAGUUCAGAAAUGUUUGGAUUCUUGAUUCUGUGGAUGCUGGUAUGAGUGAAGGUUUGCCAUCAGGAACCAUGAAAGUGUUCUCGAAUCUGGAAAUGCUUCGAGUUUCGCUCGAGAGCUUAAAUAUUGGUGGCGGUAACAAAUUACCUGAUCCCACCAAUGUGUGUCAUUCGCUCUAUGCCUGCAAGCUAGUGGCGAAGUUGAUUUCUCCUGGAGCUCGAAACUUCGAACUAGGUACUAUUGUCACAUAUAUUUACGAAGGAGACAAUUUCAACGAGGCGGAAAAAUUGAGUGAUAAAGUGGCCGAAAUAUGCGAGUGGAAAAUCGAAUCCUGGAAACGGCCAGUCAGUUGGUCAGGAGUCUAUGGAGACCGUGAGGUUCCAACUGCCAUGGAGGAGGGAUUGUAUGGUUAA